AUGAAAUCCUACACCUUGCUGGCGGCGUUGUGGUUGUGGGUCAUCGCCUGGGCAAAACAGUUUGACGCAUAUCUUGCGGAUCUAAGCCAUCAGCAGCCACGUUCCAUACGCCAUGGCUGGGAUAAUCUCACUGUUGAAACGAACACAGGAACCUUUAUCGGAAUGUAUAAUGAUACAUAUCCCAACGUGCGCCAGUUCCUGCGCAUCCCUUUUGCCCAGCCGCCAAUCAGUGAUCUUCGAUUUGAGCCACCCCAGAAGCUCCCCCGCUCAUCUAAACUCUUCGAUUCCACUCACAUCGGCCCUGCCUGUCCACAGUAUGUCUCCUCGCAGCACGUCUUCUGGAACCAGUACGCACCGCCGAACCCGUUAAUGAGUCUGGGCGAGCGGCGUGAUCAGGGUGCUGUUGCGUGGUCCUCGUCUGAAGACUGCCUCACCCUCGCCGUGUGGACUCCUUCGUACGCGAACAAGUCAUCCCAGCUUCCUGUUGCCUUAUUUGUCACAGGUGGCGGUGGUCUCAUUGGUGGGAUCAAUGUGCCCUCGCAGCUGCCGGAGCAGUGGGUAUCACGCUCUCAGGAGCAUAUAGUUGUCACCAUUAACUACCGUGUAAACAUAUUUGGAAACCCCAAAUCCCGUGCUUUGAAAGAAACGUCGUUGACCUUGCUCGACGUGAGAGCUGCUGUCGAAUGGGUACACGAGAACAUUGAGUAUUUUGGAGGAGCCAAAGACAAUAUUCUUUUGUGGGGAGAAUCCCAAGGCGCUAGAUUGGUCGACAUGUAUACCACGGCGUUUUGGGAAAAACCACUCGUUGCCAAGUUUGGCAUCAUUUCCAAUGGCCCAAAUUACAUCGUCAACACUACCGAAAUCCCGGAUCCCUAUGCCGACUUUGACGUUGUAGCUAAGAGUCUCGGCUGCAACUACGGUGAUGACUAUGAAGCGGAGCUUGAGUGCAUGCGGCAGAUUUCUUGGGUACAAAUCGAGGAAUUCAUCAACAGAUACGACAAGAAGCCAGGCGUCGACUUUGCAAACUAUAUUGGUCUAUACAUCUUUUCCAACAAAUCUGAUCGAUAUGCCAAAAACCUUGUGGCACGAGGACCUGCCAUACGCUCGACCACAGCGACCGAACUGGAGCCCUCGCCGAACUUGACUCAUACUGCCGAGGUUGCCCGCGCUUUUAAUUGUUUCGCUUUGUCCGACUCUAAACUGCGCGAGUCUGCUGGAUUAGAGAGUUUCCGUUACUUUUAUGUUGGCAACUACUCCAACAUCAGCCCCAAACCGUGGCUGGGUGCCUAUCACUGGACAGAUCUCCUCAUGAUCUUUGGGACAUAUGUGAAGAUGGUCGGCGACACUCCUCAAGCUGAGGUCGAAACGUCUGCUACUAUGCAGGAUUACUUUCUCGCUUUUCUCAAGAGCGGGGCCGGCAUGGUGUAUACUGUGGAUUGGCCGACCUUUAACUCAGAAGGGAAACAUAGUGGAUAUAUAGUUGAGUUCGGGAGUGAUGGUGCUCCAGCUCGAAGGAUUACUGGUAACUAUCUCGAUGCUUCUUGUUAUAACUCCUCGAUUGUCUUUCCUAUAUUAUCUUAA
Molecule: messenger RNA, 1581 nt
Organism: Fusarium vanettenii 77-13-4
Lineage: Eukaryota; Fungi; Ascomycota; Sordariomycetes; Hypocreales; Nectriaceae
Exons: 7
Coding region: 1-1581 (526 amino acids)
Source: RefSeq, a predicted model, not a curated record